Molecule: messenger RNA, 2182 nt
Organism: Andrographis paniculata
Lineage: Eukaryota; Viridiplantae; Streptophyta; Magnoliopsida; Lamiales; Acanthaceae
Product: pentatricopeptide repeat-containing protein At1g08070, chloroplastic-like
Exons: 1
Coding region: 1-2100 (699 amino acids)
Biological process (GO): RNA modification
Molecular function (GO): RNA binding; protein binding; zinc ion binding
Source: RefSeq, a predicted model, not a curated record
AUGGCGUUCACGCUGUCAACAUUACCAAAAGCUCCCAAUCCCAUCACCGUCGUCGUCCCGGAAAAUCCAAAGAAAUUCAUCAUUCAACACUGCAAGACAUCUCGUGACCUCAAGCAAGUCCACGCCCACCUCAUCAAAACUCGCCGCCACCACCACCCCGCGGUGGCGGAGCCACUCCUGGAGGCGGCGGCCCUCCUCCUCCGCAACCCCGACAUUAAUUACGCGGUCUCAAUUUUCACAAAUCUCGAAAUCCCUCAAGCAUCAGCCUACAACGUAAUGAUAAGAGCCUUUACGCACAGCCAAUCCCCCAAAAAAUCCCUUCUUCUGUUCAGACAAAUGAUCGAACAUCUCUGCCCUGACGAAUUCACAAUUUCGGGAAUCCUCAAAGCUUGUUCGAAAAUUGGAGCUGUAAGAGAAGGUGCGCAGAUUCAUGCUCUUUUUGUGAAACGUGUCGAUUAUUUUGCGUGUAGAGAAUUUGUCGAGAAUGGUUUGGUUUAUAUGUACGCUUGCUGUGGGCAAGUGGAAAUGGCGCGGAAAGUGUUCGACGAAAUGCCUGAAAGAAGUUCAGUUGCGUGGAACAACAUGUUCUCAGGGUAUGUUAGAAACGGACAUUGGGAUGAGGUCGUGAGAUUGUUUCGAACAAUGCUUGAAAUUGGAGACAGAUUCGAUCAAGUAACGUUGAUUAAUGUUUCGACAGCUUGUGGAAGGAUUGGUGAUUUGGAAUUGGGGGAUUGGAUUUGUGGCUAUGUUCUUCGAAAAGGGCUUUUUAGGAAUCAUAAUUUGGCUACUUCUCUCGUCGAUAUGUAUUCGAGGUGUGGCCGCGUCGACAUUGCUCGGAAUUUGUUCGAUAAAAUGUCGAAUCGGGACGUCGUUGCGUGGAGCGCCAUGAUUGCCGCUUACAAUCGAUCGAAUCGGUGCGGUGAGGCGUUGGAUUUGUUCCGCGACAUGAGGAAUGCGAAUGUAAAACCCGACGAAGUCACGUUGGUAAGUGUGGCAUCGGUUUGCGCGGUUCUUGGAGCACUCUCGACGGGAAAAUCAAUUCAUUCUUACAUAAGGAGGACGAAAACGAUGCUUACGGUAAAUCUCGGGACAGCGCUAAUUGAUUUCUACGCGAAAUGCGGGUUCGUCGACGGAGCGCUCGAAGUUUUCGACCAAAUGCCGGUGAAGAAUGUCAGUGCGUGGACGGCGUUGAUCCAAGGCCUAGCGAGCAACGGGAGAGGCAAAGCCGCGCUCGAGCAUUUCGAAUCGAUGCGGCGGGAAAACGUGUUGCCGAACGACGUAACGUUCAUCGCCGUUCUUGGCGCUUGCAAUCACGCGGGAUUGAUCGACAAAGGAAAGCGGUAUUUCGAUAGUAUGAGUCGAGAUUUCGGAAUCGCGCCGAGGAUCGAGCAUUACGGUUGCGUGGUGGAUAUGCUCGGUCGAGCGGGAUCGAUAAACGAAGCGUACGAGUUUAUAAAAAGCAUGCCAAUUGAGCCAAGCGCGAUCGUAUGGCGAACGUUGCUCGCAGCGUGCAGAUCGCACAAAAACGUCGAAAUCGGGGAAGAAGCAUUCAACCGCGUCGUCGAAAUCGAGCCACCGCACGGCGGGGAUUACAUACUACUUUCAAAUCUAUACGCCUCGGUGGGUCGAUCGAACGAUGCCGUGAGCCUAAGAAACGAGGCGAAAAGGCUCGGGGCGAUCAAGAACAGACCCGGGUGCAGCUACAUCGAAAUCGACGGUACGGUCCAUCGAUUUUUAGCCGAGGAUAAACGACACCCCGAAUACAUCGACGUAUACAAUGCACUCGAAGACAUGAUGGGGAAGAUUAAAUUGGCGGGAUAUGUACCCGACACGUCGCAAGCGAGGUUAGAAGCCGAGGAUGACGAUGAUCGAGAAGCCUCGAUUGCGCAUCACGGCGAGAAGCUAGCAAUCGCUUACGGGCUCAUUCGGACAGCCCCGGGGGAUGUAAUAAGGGUGACUAAAAGCCUUAGAAUAUGUAACGAUUGUCACAACGCUGCGAAGAUGGUUUCGAAGGUUUUUAGUCGGGAAAUCGUCGUUAGGGAUAAGAAUCGAUUCCACCAUUUUUCGGACGGAUAUUGCUCGUGUAGAGAUUUUUGGUAAUAUUCGAUCGCCAAGAAUGUAACAUUGUAUCGAAGCCGUUAAAGUGUUGAUCGGGUCAAAUAAGCAUUCGUAUUGUAUAUAU